AUGAUCGGCGACGACGACCACCCCACCACCCCGCCGCCCUCUCCGCCGCCGAUCGCGCCAGCUCCGUCCCCGAGCCUCGGCCUUGGGAGGCGCCUGCUCGGCUCCAUCCGGGCCCUCUCCUCCGCCAUCGCCCUGCCCUCCACUCCCGCCGCCGCAUCCUCCUCCUCCUCCUCCUCGCCCAGCCUCGGGCUCAGCCUCCUGCUCCACCUCAAGCCCGACCUCCACCUCCACCACCAGGAACCCCCUCCACCCUCGACCCCCGCCUCCGCCUCCGCAUCCGCCUCCCUCCUCCGCCACCACCAGGACCACGACCAGGAGCAGGACCAGGCCGCUCCAGCCCACGCUCCCAGGGCCAAGAGGGCUCUCCACCUCCUUCCUCAAACCCCCACGACAUCGCCAUCGCCAUCGCUCGCUCCUUCCGCUGCCGCUGCCGCUGCCGUGCAACACCACCAGGUGGAGCAAUCUAGUACCACUUAUGGUGACUUGGGAACAGCCAUGGAGAAUGAUGCUGCUGCUGCUGCUGUGCAAGUUCAAGAGCAAGUGGUGGAGCAGCAAGAUGCCACCCAGCCAAGGGAUGAAGAUACUGCUGCCGAGGGACAAGAGACGCCGGGAGCUCAUCAGCCGGGAUCAACUGAGAAUGCUGAUGAUGCUGUGCAAGUUCAAGAGGAAGGUGAAACCGCAGAUGCCACUGCUGUACAUGACCAUGACAAGGCAGUGGAGCAAUGCACCACUGCUGAUGACUUGGGAACAACCAUGGAGAAUGAUGUUGCUAAGGAUGAUCAGGAGGUGCUGGAGCAAGGUGUCAUUGACCAAGGGGAUGCAAGUACCAUAGAUGCUGUCAAAGAUCAUGAGGUGCUGCUGCUAGGUGCCGUGGAAGGAACGCGCGCUACCACAGAUGGCAUUGCUGCUGUCGAGGAUCAAGGGAAGAAUGUGGAGCAAUGUACCACUUAUUCUGACCUGGGAACAACCAUGAAGAAUGAUGAUGCUGUGGAUGACAAGCAGGUGGUGGAGGAAGGCGUUGUCGAUUUAACCAUGGAUGAUGAUGAUUCUGUCAAACAUCACAAGCAGCAAGGUAUCAUUGACGGAACCGAUGACAUUGCUGUUGAGAAACAAGAGAAAGUGCUGGAGCAAUGUUCAAGAGCAACUACGGAUCAGUACACUGUCAAAGAAAAGGAGAUGGUGGUGGAGCAAGGCGUCAUUGACCCAAAGUACAUGGAUCUUGCCACGGAAGAUCAGGUUAAGUUGUCGAUCAUAGACGACCAUGGUACAGUGCCCAUGGAUAAUAUUGUGGUGAAAGACCAGGAUAAGGCAGUGGUGCAAUAUGCCAGCGAUGCAAUAGUAACAAUCAAGGAUGAGAGUCCUGUGGAGGAACAUGAUACAGUGGGGAAUCAAGGUGUCAUCGACAAAAAUGGCAGAACCAAGGAUGAUAUUGAUGUGGAGGGACAUGGCUAUGUGAAUGAACAGGUCAUCGUCGAUAACUGGGGUACAUCCAGUGAUGCUACUGCUUUGGAAGGUCAGAAGAAUGAGGCUGAGCCACGCAUCGGUGAUGAACAGAUAGCAGGCAAGGACAUGGAUGGUGUUCAUGCUGAGGGGAACAUGUUGGAGCAAAGGACCAGCAAUAAACAGGGAGCAACACAGUCUGAUUUCACUGUUGAUAAGCACAAGGAUGUAGCGGAGUGUGUCCGCCAUGAGUGGGGUGCACCUGAGGAUGAUCUUGCUAUGGACAGGACAGCUUACCAAGGUACCGGAGAUUGGGGUAUAGUUAGCAAGGAGAAGUAUACGUUGCCUGCUAGAAGAUAUCCACAGAAGCCCAGAAAACUUAACUGCCCCUCUUACAUGUCAAAAGGGACCUGCACAUACGGGCCCUCAUGCCACUUCAAUCACCCACCGCAGCUUAAAUCUAGGUCAGAUGAAUCAUGGCGUCCCUCUGAACGAAGAAACCAUGGCGCUGCAGAAAUUCUGGAACUGAACCGCCUUGGCCUUCCCAUUCGUGAAGGAGCAAGAAACUGUGACUACUAUAUGCGAACUGGUGCUUGCAGAUAUGGCAAAAACUGCCAUUUUAACCAUCCAGACCAUGUCAUUGAUGCUCAGUUUAGUCCACCAACAGGGUGGGAGGAUAAUGCUUUGCAAAUGGAGAAAUCUUCUGAUCAUACAUUAGAUGAGACAUCACGCAUGAAGAAAUCUUCCGAUGGUGCGACCUUCGAUGACAGAUCACACAUGAAGAAAUCUUCCGAUGAUGCGACCUUAGAUGACAGAUCACACUUGAAGAAACCUUCCGAUGGUGCGAUCGUAGAUGACACAUCAUACUCAAAGAAGUCUUCUGACCAUGAGAACUCUUCUAGCUCUGGUGUCCUGCCACCAAGCAUAUUUAGAAUGCUUCUACCUCCCCAAAAAGUACUGCCUGGCACGGAAGGAAAGGCGAAAAAGAAGUCAGACUGGUCAUCAGACGAUUCCGAUGGUUGCUGUUCAGCAGAUAGUUCAGAUGGACCUUUGUGCAAGCAGGGGGAGCACGUGGAUUACCCUGAGAGGCCUGGCAGACCAGAAUAUCACCGCCCAAAACAGUCAAAAUACAAAGAAGAGGUAAACUAUCCCGAGAGGCCUGGCAAACCAGAUUGCCCCUUCUACAUGAGAUUUGGUGAUUGUAAAUUUGCAUCAGCGUGCAACUAUCACCACCCAAAAGACAAAUACCCAGCUGGGAGACCUGAUGAACCAGAAUGCCCAUUCCUUAUGAAGCGUGGGUACUGUAAACUUAGGGCACAAUGUAAGUUUUAUCACCCAGAGGCUUCGAGCCCAACAGAUGCAAAAAGAUCUGUUACCACUGAUGAACAUCAUCCAUCUACAAGAACCACAUUACAAGACUAUAUGCUUCCCCAGCAACCGCAGUAUCCUGAGAGGCCUGGUCAGCCAGAGUGCCGGUACUACUUGCAGUUUGGGAAAUGCAAAUAUCUGUCUGCAUGUAUAUUUCACCAUCCAAAAGAUAGACUUGCAGCUCACUCUGAUCAGAUUGGACCUGGCAUGCCAGAUUGUCCUUUCUAUAUGAAAGCUGGGAAAUGUCAAUUUGGAUCAGCAUGUGAAUUUCGUCAUCCCAAAGAUAUACAUUCAAGUUCAACUGCAGAGGAAGCAUUUGAUAAGAGAAGUGGGUCGGGGGCGUAUGAUAGUUUGACAAGGUCAGAUAAUGGCGUGGAGCAACAAGAAGAGAGCAUCAUGUAUCCUGAAAGGCCAGGUGAACCCGAGUGUAACCACUACAUGAGGCAGGGGUACUGUAAGUUCCAGAUGAACUGCAAGUACCAUCAUCCAGGAGACCGGCUGUCUAAGAAACAGUAUUGA
Molecule: messenger RNA, 3327 nt
Organism: Triticum turgidum subsp. durum (durum wheat)
Lineage: Eukaryota; Viridiplantae; Streptophyta; Magnoliopsida; Poales; Poaceae
Source: the annotation of a GenBank genome assembly